AUGAAUCGUAAGUAUACAAUGUCAUUCAAUAAGGAUUACCUUCAUCGUGCCUCUUGUGUCGCACGUGCUAUUCUAGAUCCCCCUCAAGUGAGUCUUAAACUUGGCACAAACCUCAAAGUAUCAAAUAUUCAGGAAGGUAAAGACGUGUACUUCGAGUGCAGUGUUCGUGCUAACCCUUGGAUUCACGAGCUAGGCUGGCAGUUUGAAGAACAAGAUCUCUCUACAAACACGUCAGCGGGUGUCAUCAUUAGCAACCAAUCCCUGGUGCUCCAGAAAGUUCGGAAGGGGUUCAGGGGAAAGUUCACGUGCUCUGGAAGUAACAGCCAAGGCAUAGGAAUAAGUAACGAGAUAUUCCUCAAGGUCAAGUAUGCUCCCUUUUGUAAACCUGGACAAAAAUCCGUUUAUGGUGUAGCCAAGCACGAGCCUGUCGACGUGUCGUGCGAACUCGAGGCCGAUCCUGAUGACGUCACAGUCCACUGGCUUUUUAACAGUUCUUACAAGAGAUCCGACAAAGUGUCGUUUUCCGCUGAUCGCACGCGGAGCGAAGCCACUUACACUCCGGAGUCGGAUGAAGAUUAUGGAAAACUGUUGUGUUGGGGAGCGAAUGACAUCGGAAUCCAAAGUAAUCCUUGCGUUUUCACAAUAGUUCCAGCAGGUCCUCCGGAUCCUCUUCGUAAUUGCUCCUUACUGAAUAAGACAGAAGAAUUAGUGUCCCUGCAAUGCCUUGAGGGAUAUAACGGAGGAAUGUUGCAACAGUUUGUACUGGAAGUUUACUCAGCAGAGGGCAACACUCUCCAAGCCAACAUCUCUUCCCAAGCUCCUUCAUUUCUCGUGGACGAACUUCCGUCGGGUACUGCUCUGAGGCUAGUCAUAUAUGCUACGAACCCGAAAGGUCGAAGUUCACCCGUGGUUAUGUCAGCCUCUACAUUAAGACCCGCUGAAAAAUUAACGAGAAAAGGUUUGGGCCAUAUUUCUAUCAUUUAAACAAUGCUGUUCUCACGUGCAUCAAUGCUAAAUCUAAUAUAACAAUUCAUUAAUAAGAUU
Messenger RNA from Limulus polyphemus (Atlantic horseshoe crab), 1044 nucleotides. RefSeq names its product lachesin-like. NCBI's taxonomy places the organism in Eukaryota, Metazoa, Arthropoda, Merostomata, Xiphosura, Limulidae. The record is from RefSeq and is a predicted model, not a curated record. Gene Ontology annotation, molecular function: protein binding. The transcript is spliced from 4 exons. Bases 1 to 984 code for a protein of 327 amino acids.